GUUAGUCUGUGCCAAGAUCUCGAAGGAUAAGCAGAGAUACCCCAUUCGCAAAAAAAACAUAUAAAAACAGAAUUUUAAAUGUAUCACAACUGCGAAUAUUGAAAUUGUGCGAAUUUUGAAUUUGUGCAACAUUUAUUUUUGGAUAGAUUGGACGUUUUUCGGUGAACAAAAUCCUUGAUGAUAGUUUAAUUUAUUAUAAAAAGUGUUCUAAAUAUUUUGAUGGAUUCGGUGGCAAUUGAAAAUGAAAAGAAUCGUGAGGAAAAAACGGAAGAAGUGCGGCCCUUAGUGCCAUGUUUGCUGCAGCCGCCAUCGUUCAUUGUGCCAUCUGUGCGAAAUGAUUCAAACGGAUCGUUAAAACCAGAAUCGAUUCGGUCCCGUCGAAGCUUUUGUGCUAAUUCCGAUUUAACAGGAUCACUUCGACCAUCCGCAGCCGUGUUGGCCAUACAACAAGAGCAUCGUCGCACAUCCAGUACCGGAAAUAUAUUUUUUGACUUAAUCCAAGGUAAAUUGUUAGGUAAAUCAAAAGACCGUAUCGAUGUGCCUGAUGAAGAUGGAUUUGUCCAUUUGAAUGCCAAUCGUGAGCAUGAGUUUCGUAUUAAAAAUCGGCAACAAGGUGUCGAUGCAUUGACCAGUUCGUUAUCGGCAUUCUACGCCAAAUUGAUGGUUGUCUUAGGUAUCGCAUUUCCAAUGACGGACGUUCUGUCGAUAAAGGCGCCAAAUAAAUUUUACCAAGGUUUUUAUUUGUAUCUGUAUGUCGGUAGCAUAGCCUUUGUGGCAUUCAUGUACAUCGACCGCCUACGGUCACGACGAAUGUUCGCAGCAUGCAACAGUAAAAACGAAAAAGAUAAAAGAACUUCGUUGGAAAUCAGUCAGGCCAAAUCACGACUGGGUAGUUUUUAUUUGAGAGUGGGCGCCGUUGCGUUCGGAAUCGGUAGUAUGGUUUAUUCAGGGCUCGAGAUUGGACAAUAUUUUGAAUUGAAAGGCGAACAAGGUUGUCGAAAUGUGCUAAUCGCUUUCACACCAGCCACUCGGAUGGUAUUAUCCAUUGUCCAAAUGCAGUUUAUAUUUCUCAAUACCAAAGAAUUCGAAAUGAAGCGCCACAAAGUGAUUGUUCGCUUCGGACUGAUGCAUAUGCUGGCAACAAACCUAUGCGAAUGGUUGUACGUGUUGGUGGAGGAAACCAGACAUGAAAUUAGCAAUAACAUAGAAAAUAUAAUCGAAAAUGCUACAGGUGCGAAUUUGGUUCACUUUGCCCAUACAGAAAAUGCAUUCAACGUAACGACCAUUGAUGAUCGCGUAAAACGUGCAACCGCAUCCGAAAUUGUUGUUGACUGCCGACGAGUUAACAUUAUGGGAAAACUACUCAACAACUCAUCCCCAUUUUUGUUUCCAUGCACCAUCGAAUAUUCGCUCAUUUGCGCCGUGAUUCUAUUCGAAAUGUGGAAACAAAGCAUUAGCAUUGGUCAACCGAAGCGAUCACGUGAUCGAAAAAUUUCCACCACCGCACAAAAUGCACAACAUUUUUCCAUAGAUUGUUCACGCGCACAUCACGGUAUGUUCGCUGGCAUAUUGAUAAUAGUUUUAACAAUCAUAUCGCUCAUCAUGUUCUACGUGCUCAACAUUCCGCUAUACCAUACAUUGGCCACUUUGGAAGUUACCAUUUGCGAAUCGAUUUUAUAUGUGUUGACAUCGUUCGCCGUUUUGGCUGCGUUCGUGAGGAUGCGUGAUUUAAAGUUUAGCCAAUCUUUUGGUGGCAUGCCAUUAGACUGUACGCUGUUAUUGUUGGCACAAUCGGGCGUUUAUCUUUACAGCAUGUUCAGUAUUAUUGGAUGUUUUUUUUCAAUUGCAGAAGGUGGCAUAUAUGGAUUAAUUUCUGAAAUAUUCUCUCUCGUUCAAACGUCCAUGCAAACGCUGUUCAUAUUGAAUGCAUGGUGGCGACGAUGUCGUAGCUCCCAGGAGAAUCGGAAAAAGCCCGGACGGGAGAUUUGUACAUUUUUGCUGGUCGCCAAUAUGAGUAUGUGGAGCAUAAAUGCCCUGGUUAAAAAUCGUGCCAUGUUUCGUCGUACGCAUUUACUAUUUUUCGGCGAAUGGUCGUGGACAGUGAUUACACACGUAUCGAUGCCAUUGGCAAUAUUCUAUCGAUUCCAUUCGACCAUUUGCCUAUUCGAAAUAUGGAAAACCACAUACAAAGUACGACACGCAGCUCAUCAAUCAAUCCCACGAUAGAUUUAGAUUAUUCUCAUGUGCAUUUUUACGAUUAAUUCAAUUAUCCAAAUUGUAGGACUUUUCUUUUAAUAUAUCUAUAUUGUGUAUCUGUAUAAAUGUAUAAAUCGUUUUGUUGACACCACAA
Messenger RNA from Sitodiplosis mosellana (orange wheat blossom midge), 2350 nucleotides. Its product is annotated as proton channel OtopLc-like. Gene Ontology annotation, molecular function: proton channel activity. Gene Ontology annotation, cellular component: membrane. The transcript is spliced from 8 exons. Lineage: Eukaryota; Metazoa; Arthropoda; Insecta; Diptera; Cecidomyiidae. The record is from RefSeq and is a predicted model, not a curated record. Bases 220 to 2226 code for a protein of 668 amino acids. Gene Ontology annotation, biological process: proton transmembrane transport.